AUGGACCAGCCGCCCGCCGACAGCGGCCACCUGCAUGGCGAGCUACUCGUCCAGGUGGCGCACGAGACGGUCGCAGCGUCGGACGCGAUGCAGCACAUCUUCCCGCUCAUCCCGAUGACGUCGCCAGCGGCGCGGCACCUGCACGAGCUGGUGUACACGAUCUGCACGAUCGAGACGCUCGUCCACCAGUUCAUCGACCAGCAGCUGCUCAGCGCCGAGGCGUCGCCGCCCAACUUUCGCCGGCGCGAGUCGGGCGCGAAGCUGCAGGACACGCUCGAGCACAUGCGAGACGCCACGAUCCUCAAGCCGGCGGUCAAGGCGUCGCUGCUGUCGGGCGGGAUCGCCUCCCUCCUCUACCUCUUCUCCAUCCUCCUCCGCGACCUCAACAUCCAGCUGCAGGCCCUCCCAGACAUUGAGGCUGCCGCCACGCCGAACGUCGCCGAAGCCGCUUGCGCCGUCGGCGCCGCCGCCUUGGGUAGCCUCCUCCAGCUCUCCACGGCGUCGUCUCUCACGCGGCGCUUCUUCACAGGCGCCGCCGCCGUCGGCGGCCUCGUCCAGCGCGAGCGGCGCCGCCUGCCGAUCCGCUCGCGGGCCGGCGAAAUGCUCGGCCGGUCUCUCCUCGCCGGCGCGGCUGCGUACGGCGCCCGUGCGCUGUACCUCGAGGCUGCUCGGAGGCGCGCGGCGAAGCGGCUGGCGCAGUCGGAGAGCCGACUCUCGCUCACGCUGCGGCUGUGGUGCCUCGCCACGUCGGUGCUGCAGCGCGCGCACCGGCAGGGCGUGUCCUACACGCAGCUCGGCCACCUGCACGAGUCGUCGAACGUACAGCGCGUCGCGUCCUUCUCCUCGCUCGCCGUGAUGAGCGGCGUCGACAGCGGAGGGGGCAGCCUCGCCGGCCGCAGCCCCGCCCUGUCCCUCUCCGCCACCCAGUUGCACGACGGCGCGUCGCCCUAG
Molecule: messenger RNA, 951 nt
Organism: Emiliania huxleyi CCMP1516
Lineage: Eukaryota; Haptophyta; Isochrysidales; Noelaerhabdaceae
Exons: 1
Coding region: 1-951 (316 amino acids)
Source: RefSeq, a predicted model, not a curated record